CGAGUGAUAAAAAUAAAAAGAAAUAAUGGAGAUAGAAAUGUAGGUGUAUUUCUACGACGGUAAUUAAAUCCGAAAUAACAAGAUUACAACACGACCCAUUUUAAAAUACGUGGAGAAGAGGAGGGAGCCGAACCAGAACACCAGAGGCAAAUAAAAACUGUCACAGUACGCAUAGCUCCGACCUGUUUACACAGAUACCACAAUCUGCUCCCAUUUUCCGUACAUCCCUCCGUCACAAACCUGAAAAUCAAGCGAAACGCAACGACGAGAUUCUGCGGGCAUCGCAACCAUCGGAGAACCGCCUCGCUCCAUCAGAUGACGGUGGUGCGGCGGGCGGAGUGAGGGAGUGAAAAACGAGAAAUUAGGAUUUCGAGGACAGCGAAGUGCUUGGAACACGAAAAACCAAUUGCACGAGGACUCGAGGGGGAGUUGGUGGAUAGUUGAAAGCGCGAUAGCUCGACGAGAGUCCGAGGACGUAAUUACGUAUGCGGGAUGGGAAAGACUUUACACACUCUCUUAUGUCGGUGACGAGGGAGAGGAAAAGACAGUAACGUUGUUGAGAGACAAUCGUGCAUGUUCUUGGGAAUACGUGUGAUAUAAAUAACGCACGAUAUAUAUAUCGUAUAAGAUACAGAAUGUUGCCACAAGGAAGAAACGACUUUCGUGUGUGGAGUGGAAACUAGUUUUUCGGUGAUAUAACUUCAAUCACCGAAAUUUCAUCGGAUUCGUUUACGAGUGAAAUUUCCCCGUAUAUAUAUAACACAAAAUAAAAAUGCUGCGAUAAAAUAACCCCGUAUUGUGAAAAAGAGAGGUCGUUUCAACGCAACUGUCGUUCGCAAGUCGGCCGCGCGCACACAAUGCAACUCGCCGCGCCCGAUGCAAUCGCGUCCUAUUAAUGAAUGUAGUUCGCAUCCGCGGCACGCGCGUUAAGAUCGUUACGAAAUCUCGCGUCACGUGUACGAGAACCGAAAGUGGAAGGAAGGAAGGAAGGAAGGAAGCAGGAAGGAAGGAAGGAAGGAAGGCACGUGAGGCAUUAUUAAACUUCUCUCGCUCUAAUCCGAGUGUAACGCGCGUGGUUUACGUGGUCGGAACGAAAACUAUGCGGCACGAUGAGGGGGCCAAGAAGAAUCGGUGGUGGCCUACCGAGCGGGAAAAAGCUGGACUGUUGCCAAAAGGUGCGUCAAGCUCGCGGAGUAUUGCUGGUGUACUUGAGCAUCUGUGCAUUGCUGCCCGGCGCUAUUUUCACCGCGUCAGCACACGUACGCGUAACAUCCACCGAAGAUGCGCAGCGGCAUGCAAACGAUGCCAGUAAUGAUUUGAUGGAAGAUAUGCCCGUUUUCGAGCCGACAGCAGCAAAUGUCAGUGCAUUUGUAGGACAAACCGCAUAUCUGCCGUGCCGCGUGCGAAAUUUGGGCGACAAAGUGGUUUCCUGGAUGAGGAGCAGAGAUCUCCAUAUCCUCACUUCGGGAAAUUUUUCGUUCAGCUCGGAUGCGCGAUUCGGACCCCAGCACACCCCAGGCAGCGACGCCUGGACUCUCAGGCUGGAUAACGCCAGGAAGACGGAUUCUGGCAAGUACGAGUGCCAGGUCAAUACGGAACCGAAGAUCAUGUAUGCAGUGCAGCUUUCUGUGCGAGAACCGGACAAACCGGAGGGCUAUGACGAGCCGCAUUCUCAGCAGACACGUAUAAGCUACGAGAGUACGGCGCCGGUGGCGGACAUAAUGGGUCCCCGGGAGCAAAGGGUGCCAUCGGGCUCGACGAUCACCCUGAGGUGCGUCAUAUUGUCGCCGUAUCAGACCCGUCCUAUCAAGGGUGUACAAUGGCUACGGGAUAACAAACUCCUAACAUUCCAGGCAGCGCGUGGAGGGAUAAAUGUAGAGACCGAAAGGGGUGCAGCACGUACGGUAUCCGUGUUGACUUUGGCGGCGGUGACUCAAGAUGACGUCGGAAACUAUUCAUGCAGACCGACGGAGGGUCGAUCAGCCACUGUCACCUUAGUCGUUGAGGAAGGGGAACGCACGGAAGCCAUGCAACGUGACGCCGGAUACGUCUCCUCCGGAAGUGACGUCAGGCACUGGCCCGGACUUCUGCUUCCGUUUUCGUGGUUUCUAAUACUCGCGCGCAACAGCCAAACUUUCUUGCUCUAGCGCACACACCCGACAGUAUUUCACGCUUAUUUCUUGCCGUUCCCAUUGCAACGUUGAAAUGUACCUAAAAUGCGACCAAGCGAAUUUAGAUUUGUAAAGAUAAACUUUUAUAGAUUCUAGGAAACAUAUUUAUAAAGCGCGUUAUAUGAUAUACCAGAUGAAGAGAUUACACAAUUUAAAAAUUGUUUGCGAUAAGAGCCAUUUGGAGGGCUCAAAUUUAUCUUCUGCAAUAAUUGCAAAUACGUACAAAUAAAGUUACGGAAAGUUUGAUUUAGUUCGGGAAAUAUCUUAAAAAUGUUAUAUAAAUCGUAGAGCAUAAUUAUAUCAUGAUUGAUAAAUUGGGCUAUUAAAUAAAUAAUAUAACUGCUUAGUGCAUAAUGCAAUCAAGGGAAAUAGGGUAAAUAAUGUAAUAUCAACGUGUUUAAGAAGUUAACGUUAAUCUGUUUUUAUAUGUAACAGAGAAUGUUGAUAUGAAGAAUAAUUAUAAUUGGCUAGAUUCUAAAAAAUGUAUGUGGAAAUUAUGAAUUGCUCUAACUGAGAAGUUGGUUACAGCAAGAUGAUCAAUAAGUAGAUUCUAUGACAGAUUUUUGUAGAUAUUUAUUAUAGGUAAUGAUCAUAUACAUACAAAACUACUUUUUGUUGCAACAAUUUUACAUGGGAAAGAGUAUAAACGCCAAGUUGGUUUGUACGUAAUGUAAUAUUUCUUUGCCGUAAUAUAUUAGACUAGAGAAUGACUGUACUUGUAAAAUAAUAGAAAAGUGAUAAGUGCAUAAAUCUUUUCCGCCGGCCGUGCUUUAAAAGCCCCAACUUUUUCUCAUUAAUUAAGACAAUAAAUUUAGUAUGUUCAUUCAGUUCUCCGAUUGUGCAUAUAUAAAAUGAGGUAGGUUUUUUUGAAAGAAUUUCAGAAAUGGGAACAAAAAUAAAACGUCCUUUGCACAAGUUUCCUCGCAUGCUGUCUCUUAAAUUUAGUUUCGUGCGCAAAUAAUUCAUUAAAUGACCUGCGAUACUCCAUUUGAUCUCAAUGUUCCGGAACCUUCUUUUCGAUGUGCUCUCUCGCAAUUCACGGUGUUUCUUUGAACGCAGCUCUUAAA
This is a messenger RNA of Temnothorax curvispinosus, 3238 nucleotides long. Its product is annotated as zwei Ig domain protein zig-8-like. The record is from RefSeq and is a predicted model, not a curated record. The transcript is spliced from 9 exons. Gene Ontology annotation, cellular component: neuron projection membrane. NCBI's taxonomy places the organism in Eukaryota, Metazoa, Arthropoda, Insecta, Hymenoptera, Formicidae. Gene Ontology annotation, biological process: synapse organization. The coding region runs from base 1110 to 2147 and encodes 345 amino acids.